Messenger RNA from Naegleria fowleri, 594 nucleotides. RefSeq lists its product as uncharacterized. Gene Ontology annotation, cellular component: cytoskeleton; cytoplasmic vesicle; plasma membrane. The transcript has 5 exons. The record is from RefSeq and is a predicted model, not a curated record. The coding region runs from base 1 to 594 and encodes 197 amino acids. Gene Ontology annotation, molecular function: protein kinase binding; GTPase activity; GTP binding. Lineage: Eukaryota; Heterolobosea; Eutetramitea; Acrasida; Naegleriidae. Gene Ontology annotation, biological process: actin filament organization; establishment or maintenance of cell polarity; regulation of actin cytoskeleton organization.
AUGGACGAUUUGAUUCAGAUUAAGUGUGUGGUGGUUGGGGACGGAGCAGUUGGAAAGACCUGUAUGCUAAUUUCCUAUGUAGAAGAUAAAUAUUCGGAUAAAUACAUUCCAACAGUAUUUGAAAAUCAUUCUGCUAAUGUUAGGCACAAGGAUAAAACUGUAAAUUUAACCCUUUGGGAUACAGCUGGACAAGAGGACUACGAUAAAUUACGUCCUUUAAGUUAUCCCGAUACCAAUGUGUUUGUCAUCGCAUUCUCUGUGGUUAGCAGAACAUCCUUUGAAAACGCUCUUAGCAAGUGGUAUCCUGAGAUUUCAUUCCAUUCACCUAACACUCCAUUCGUUUUGGUUGGCACGAAAAUUGACCUCCGUGAUGAUAUGAAAGAAAUUGAAAAGCUCAAAAGAGAGGGUACUGAACCAAUCACAAGGAAAGAAGGAGAAGAAAUGGCUAAGAAAAUGAAAGCGUAUGAUUUUUGUGAAUGCAGCGCAAAAAACAAAACUGGAUUGAAAGAAGUUUUUGCAACAGUCAUCGAGGCAUACAUUAAUCCAAAAAAGAACAAGGAAGGAGGAUCACGAUCUAGUUGUCAGCUAAUCUAA